Molecule: messenger RNA, 1473 nt
Organism: Endocarpon pusillum Z07020
Lineage: Eukaryota; Fungi; Ascomycota; Eurotiomycetes; Verrucariales; Verrucariaceae
Exons: 4
Coding region: 1-1473 (490 amino acids)
Biological process (GO): transmembrane transport
Cellular component (GO): membrane
Molecular function (GO): transmembrane transporter activity
Source: RefSeq, a predicted model, not a curated record
AUGGCAUCCACUCCUCCUCCCUUUUCUGUCGAGAACGGCCACGUCUCAGAGAAGAGUGAUAUAACACCAGUUUCCAAUGGAGACGCUAUCGAGUCUACCAGCAUCAAUGAGAAGGCAUUGAUGCGAAAAAUAGAUUCAAGGCUACUUCCUGCAGUGACUCUGCUUUACCUCUGCUCUUUUCUCGACCGCAGCAAUGUGGGAAACGCUCGGCUCGAGGGUUUGUCAAGCGACCUUGACAUGACCGGAAAUCAGUAUCUCACCAGUCUCACUCUAUUCUUCAUUGGCUACGUCUUAUUCGAAGUCCCUUGCAAUAUUGUCCUCAAGCGCACGUCUCCGAAGUUCUGGCUUCCAACCAUGACGCUGAUGUGGGGCACCGUCUGUACACUAAUGGGCGUCUCACAGAGUCGCAUUGGCUUCUUCAUCGUGCGCUUCUUCCUCGGUGUGACUGAGAGUGGCCUCUUCGCAGGUGUGGUCUUUUAUCUAUCUAUGUGGUACAAAAGAGACGAAGUACACUUUCGUGUUGCGCUCUUUUUCAGCGCUGCAUCACUCGCCGGGGCCUUUGGUGGUAUUCUUGCCUGGGGCAUUGCUCAUAUGAGAGGCGUGGGUGGUUAUGCAGGAUGGCGUUGGAUCUUCAUCCUGGAAGGUCUUCUCACGGUCUCAGUGGGUGCUGGAGCUUAUUUAUUCAUAUUCAACUAUCCUGACACGGCGGGAAUACUUACGAGAGAUGAACGAAUAUUCAUCCAGCACCGGCUCAAGGAAGAUAAUGAUUCAGUCCGAGAUGAAGCAUUCAACUGGACUAACGUGUCAAAAGCAAUCAAGGACCCAAAGAUCUGGCUUUAUGGAUUCUCCUUCCAUACAGUCGCGCUGCCAUUAUACACACUUACUCUUUUUCUGCCAACUAUCAUACAGGAACUCGGCUACACAGCAGCCGAGGCCCAGCUGCUUACAGUACCUCCUUAUGCCUUUGCAUUCGUUCUUACUCUUACAAUUGCCUACCUGUCCGAACGCAGCCAGAUACGCGCCCCUUUUAUUAUCGGAUGUUCUUCCUUCGCUGUUAUUGGGUACAUUAUCCUCUUAACCGACUAUCGUCCGGGUGUUUCUUAUGUCGGCGUCUUUUUUGCCGCUGGCGGUAUCUACCCCUCCGUUGCACUAGUCUUCUCAUGGCCAUCAAACAACGUUAGCGGACAGACAAAGAGAGCAGUGGCCACCGCAAUGAUGAACAGCAUCGGAACCUCAGGCGCCAUACUUGGCACACAACUUUACAGAGCGGAGACAGCACCGAGGUUCUACCUGGGGCAUAGCUUCGCAAUGGGCUACUUGGUUUUGAAUGUCAGCUUGACAGCAGUCCUCUGGCGUGUGCUCAAUGAGGCAAAUAAACGCAAGGAGAGCGGUAGAGAGAAUCAUGGGUUAGAAAGUCUUUCCGAGAACGAGUGGCUUGGCGACGAGGAUCCGAGAUACAGGUUUCGCGCUUAG